UGGGGUGCCGGUCCCCGAGCGGGCGCCAUGCGGUCCCUGAACAUCACCCCGGAGCAGUUCGCGCAGCUCCUGCGGGACAACAACGUGACGCGGGAGCAGUUCAUUGCUCUCUACGGGCUGCAGCCGCUGGUGUACAUCCCGGAGCUGCCCAGACGCACCAAGGUUGCCUUCGUCCUCAUCUGCGUUCUCAUCUUCGCCCUGGCGCUCUUCGGCAACUGCUUGGUGCUGUACGUGGUGACCCGCAGCAAAGCCAUGAGGACCGUCACCAACAUCUUCAUCUGCUCCCUGGCGCUCAGCGACCUCUUCAUCGCCUUCUUCUGCGUGCCCUUCACCAUGCUGCAGAACAUCUCCUCCAACUGGCUCGGCGGUGCCUUCGCUUGCAAGAUGGUGCCGUUUGUUCAGUCCACUGCUAUUGUAACUGAGAUUCUUACAAUGACCUGCAUUGCUGUGGAAAGACACCAGGGAAUUGUGCAUCCACUAAAAAUGAAGUGGCAGUACACCAAUAAAAGAGCUUUCACGAUGCUUGGCAUAGUCUGGUUGCUGGCUCUUAUUGUUGGGUCACCCAUGUGGUAUGUGCAACGGCUUGAGGUUAAAUAUGACUUUCUAUAUGAAAAAGUGCAUGUUUGUUGCUUGGAAGAAUGGGCCAGUCCCAUUUAUCAGAAGAUAUAUACGACCUUUAUUCUUGUUAUACUCUUCCUUCUUCCACUGAUGCUGAUGCUUUUCUUGUACACUAAAAUUGGCUAUGAACUCUGGAUUAAGAAACGAGUGGGAGAUGCUUCAGUUCUUCAAACCAUUCAUGGGAACGAAAUGUCUAAAAUAUCAAGGAAGAAGAAGCGAGCAAUUGUUAUGAUGGUGACAGUGGUGUUUCUCUUUGCAGUCUGUUGGGCCCCUUUCCAUGUGAUUCACAUGAUGAUGGAGUACAGUAAUUUUGAGAAGGAGUAUGAUGAUGUGACAAUCAAAAUGAUCUUUGCAAUUGUCCAGAUCAUAGGAUUCUUCAAUUCUAUUUGCAACCCUAUUGUGUAUGCUUUCAUGAAUGAGAACUUCAAGAAAAAUUUUCUGUCUGCCCUCUGCUUCUGCAUUAUGAAAGACAACACAUCCCCAGGCAGGCAGCAUGGCAACUCAGGAAUUACUAUGAGGAGGCAAAAGCCAAGUGCAUCUCAGAGAGAUCACAUGGAUUCUGAUGAAGGCAGGAGGGAAGCAUUCAGUGAUGGCAACAUCGAGGUCAAAUUCUGUGAUCAGCCAGCUUCCAAAAGGAAUUUGAAAAGGCACCUGGUCCUGUUCAGCUCUGAGCUUACUGUACACUCUGCAGUAGGAAAUGGACAGUAGCACCAGAAGGGGUUUGGGAAUGGAGAAGUCAUUCUCUUUAUGAUCUUUUCAAUAAGCCAUUUAAAAGAGUUUGCUACUGUGCAUGCUGAAAUGAGAAGGAAAAACGAUGCGUGGACUCUAAUAAUGUUGGGAUAGUGACUGAGAAAAUGUAAUAUUUAUUUUGUAAGGAUGAGGGGUAAAACUUUGGAAAAGAACAUUACUCUGUGAUUUCCAGGAGAAAAAAAAUUCUUCCUGACCUAAUUUAGGGCUUGUUCGCCCUUUGCUUUAAGUAAACAAAACAACUGCUGCUUGCUCCAUUUAUUGUGUGUCUGGACUGUGCACAGCUGAAUGCCAGAAGGCAGGAACUAUGGAGAGAAUGUGCACUGUUUUGGGACAACUUGGAAGUCUGACAUGGGGCUGACAUUGUAAGAUCUACUUGCUGCAGCUUUGAGGACUGAGAAGCUUCUGAGUUCAGGAAAGAUGGAGACUGAGAUGCAAUUCUAU
Lonchura striata (white-rumped munia) is the source of this 1809-nucleotide messenger RNA. RefSeq names its product pyroglutamylated RFamide peptide receptor (gene QRFPR). The record is from RefSeq and is a predicted model, not a curated record. Gene Ontology annotation, cellular component: plasma membrane. Lineage: Eukaryota; Metazoa; Chordata; Aves; Passeriformes; Estrildidae. Gene Ontology annotation, molecular function: peptide binding; neuropeptide Y receptor activity. Gene Ontology annotation, biological process: cellular response to hormone stimulus; G protein-coupled receptor signaling pathway.